AUGUGGGAAGGCAUUGGCCUACAAUUAUCUAAUUGGGAGGAGAGCAAGACGCAUAUCAACGACGAGGACAGCAAGGCGCCUAUCAAUGUCCAGGAGUGCAAGACGCAUAUCAACGUCCAGAAGAGGAAGACGCCUAUCAACGUCCAGGAGAGCAAGGCGCCUAUCAACGUCCAGGAGCUCAAGACGCCUAUCAACGUCCAGGAGAGCCAGACGCCUAUCAACGUCCAGGAGAGCAAGACGCUUAUCAACGUCCAGGAGAGCAAGACGCCUAACAACGUCCAGGAGAGCCAGUCGCCUAACAACGUCCAGGAGAUCAAGACGCCUAACAACGUCCAGGAGAUCAAAACGCCUAUCAACGUCCAGGGGAGCAAGACGCCUAUCAACGUCCAGGAGAUCAAGACGCCUAUCAACGUCCAGGAGAUCAAGACGCCUAUCAACGUCCAGGAGAGCAAGACGCCUAUCAACGUCCAGGAGAUCAAGACGCCUAUCAACGUCCAGGAGAUCAAGACGCCUAUCAACGUCCAGGAGAUCAAGACGCCUAUCAACGUCCAGGAGAGCAAGACGCCUAUCAACGUCCAGGAGAUCAAGACGCCUAUCAACGUCCAGGAGAUCAAGACGCCUAUCAACGUCCAGGAGAGCAAGACGCCUAUCAACGUCCAGGAGAUCAAGACGCCUAUCAACGUCCAGGAGAGCCAGACGCCUAACAACGUCCAGGAGAGCAAGACGCCUAUCAAUGUCCAGGAGAGCAAGACACAUAUCAACGUCCAGAAGAGGAAGACGCCUAUCAACGUCCAGGAGACUACGGCGCAUAUCAAUGUCCAGGAGUGCAAGACGCAUAUCAACGUCCAGAAGAGGAAGACGCCUAUCAACGUCCAGGAGAGCAAGGCGCAUAUCAACGUCCAGGAGUGCAAGACGCAUAUCAACGUCCAGAAGAGGAAGACGCCUAUCAACGUCCAGGAGAGCAAGGCGCCUAUCAACGUCCAGGAGAUCAAGAAGCCUAUCAAUGAGAUCAAGGCGCCUAUCAACGUCCAGGAGAGCAAGGCGCCUAUCAACGUCCAGGAGAUUAAGACGCCUAUCAACGUCCAGGAGAGCAAGGCGCCUAUCAACGUCCAGGAGAGCAAGGCGCCUAUAAACGAGAGCAAGGCGCCUAUCAAUGUCCAGGAGAGCAAAACGCCUAUCAACGUACAGGAGAGCAAGACGCCUAUCAAUGUCCAUGAGAGCCAGACACAUAUCAACUUCCAGGAGAGCAAGACGCCUAUCAAAGUUAAGGAGAGCAAGACGCCUAACAACGUCCAGGAGAGUAAGGCUCCAAUCAACGUCCAGGAAGAGAGCAGGACGCCUAUCAACGUCCAGGAGAGCCAGUCGCCUAACAACGUCCAGGAGAGCAAGAUGCCUAUCAGCGUCCAGGAGCGCGAGAGGCGUAUCAACGUCCAGGAAAGCAAGACGCCUUUCAACGUCUAG
This is a messenger RNA of Dreissena polymorpha, 1461 nucleotides long. Its product is annotated as probable serine/threonine-protein kinase kinX. The coding region runs from base 1 to 1461 and encodes 486 amino acids. The transcript is spliced from 5 exons. The record is from RefSeq and is a predicted model, not a curated record. NCBI's taxonomy places the organism in Eukaryota, Metazoa, Mollusca, Bivalvia, Myida, Dreissenidae.